AUGGGUUCAAUCGAUAAGCCAAAGAAGCAGCUCAUACUCAAUGCAUUUGCGAUGCAAUCUCCCUGCCAUCUCAAUCCCGGCUUGCAUCGCUAUCCAAAGGACCAGGGUCCGCGAUACAAGUCUCUCCAACACUGGAUCUCCCUAGCUCAGAAGCUCGAGGCUGCCAAGUUCCACGCCAUUUUCUUCGCCGAUGUUCUCGGUGGCUACGAUGUGUACAAAGGACCCAGGAAUCUUGACCCUACGAUUCCAGCCGCGGCGCAAUUCCCCAUCAACGACCCACUAUACAGCAUUCCGGCGAUGGCUGCUGCCACCCACAGUAUUGGAUUCGGGGUGACAGCUUCUACGACCUACGAUGCACCCUAUGCUCUGGCCCGCCGCUUCUCCACGGUCGACCAUCUAACCAACGGUCGGGUGGGGUGGAAUAUUGUCACGUCUUACUUGGACUCGGCGGCGCGGAACUUUGGUUUAGACACGCAGAUUGAACACGAUGAGCGAUAUUGCAUCGCAGAUGAGUACCUCAACGUGACCUAUCAGCUGUGGGAAGGCUCAUGGAGAGACGAUGCGGUGAAUACAACAAAGGACGGCGUGUCGGGGCUAUCUUCCUCGGGGGGCAAAAGCCAGAGCUCAUUCGGCCGUCCGUGGACAGUAUUCGGCAACAGGCACAGGCCCUUGGACGGGACCCGUCCUCGAUCAAGAUAG
This is a messenger RNA of Aspergillus terreus NIH2624, 699 nucleotides long. RefSeq lists its product as uncharacterized. The transcript is spliced from 2 exons. Bases 1 to 699 code for a protein of 232 amino acids. Lineage: Eukaryota; Fungi; Ascomycota; Eurotiomycetes; Eurotiales; Aspergillaceae. Gene Ontology annotation, molecular function: oxidoreductase activity, acting on paired donors, with incorporation or reduction of molecular oxygen. The record is from RefSeq and is a predicted model, not a curated record.